AUGACCAGUUGGUAUUUUAUUGCUUCAGAAACUGGACACGCGCUCGAUGUUAGUGGUGCUGGAAUAAACCCAGGAACACCUACAAUCUUGUAUCCAAUUAAACAAGAUGCUUCUUUGAAUCAAUUGUGGAAAAUUGAUGGCCAAUACAUUGUUAGCAAACAAACCGGAUUCGUAUUGUCGUUAAGCACUUGUCCAAUUAAUGGCCCAAAUUUGGUAGUCAAACCAAAGGAUCUCAAUGAUAAAGGUCAACUAUGGAAAUAUGACAGUAAUAACUUUACAUUAGAUAGCGCUCUUCCAUUCUAUGUUCUAACUGUAUUGGAUCCUGCUAUAGUCAAUCCAAAGUCUCUUGGAUUGAAACAUAUUGAAACUCCGGUUCCUAAAACACAAAGAUUUAUCUUUGUUGAAUCAAUUCAAAUGCAAUGA
Messenger RNA from Ambispora gerdemannii, 423 nucleotides. The record is from the annotation of a GenBank genome assembly. Lineage: Eukaryota; Fungi; Glomeromycota; Glomeromycetes; Archaeosporales; Ambisporaceae.